This is a messenger RNA of Eufriesea mexicana, 838 nucleotides long. Its product is annotated as vacuolar protein sorting 28. Gene Ontology annotation, molecular function: protein-containing complex binding. Bases 137 to 775 code for a protein of 212 amino acids. The record is from RefSeq and is a predicted model, not a curated record. Gene Ontology annotation, biological process: protein transport to vacuole involved in ubiquitin-dependent protein catabolic process via the multivesicular body sorting pathway. NCBI's taxonomy places the organism in Eukaryota, Metazoa, Arthropoda, Insecta, Hymenoptera, Apidae. Gene Ontology annotation, cellular component: ESCRT I complex. The transcript is spliced from 3 exons.
UGUGUACAACGUCGUGCAUAUUAUUAUUGAAAAUUCUUUCUCUUUUACGUAAAUUUUUUCAUAAUUGUUCUCUUAAUUUUAUAUAAUUGAGAGAAGAACAGGAUAAUCUUAAGGAAGAAAUUUAGAACGUGUAACAAUGUCGAUAGCCCAAGAUCGACCAGAACUCUAUGAAGAAGUAAAGCUUUAUAAGAAUGCUAGAGAACGAGAAAAGCACGACAACCAAGCCGAUCUAUAUGCAGUUGUGAAUACGUUGCAACAUUUAGAAAAAGCUUACAUCAGAGAUUGCGUAACUCCUAAGGAAUAUACAGCUGCUUGUAGCAAGUUAUUGGUGCAAUACAGAGCAGCUUUCAAACAGGUGCAGAGCGAUCAAUUUCCCACAAUAGACGCAUUUGCUAGGGCAUUUCGAUUAGAUUGUCCAGCUGCACUCGAAAGGAUCAAGGAGGACAGACCAAUUACCAUAAAGGAUGACAAGGGCAAUACCUCUAAAUGCAUUGCAGACAUUGUUUCUUUGUUCAUUACAUUAAUGGAUAAAUUACGACUCGAGAUCAAAGCAAUGGACCAGUUACAUCCAGAUUUAAGAGAUUUAGUAGAUACUAUGAAUCGGCUAAGCAUAUUACCAAGCGAUUUCGAUGGAAAAGAAAAGGUCGCGGAGUGGUUGCAAACACUGAACAAUAUGUCAGCUUCUGACGAAUUAUCAGACACUCAAGUCAGACAACUGAUUUUCGAUUUGGAAACAUCUUACAACGCUUUUAAUAAAAUCCUCCAUAAUUCGUAAUUUUGAUAAUUUGGUUCUACAUUAUAUUAAGACACUCGAUGGAUCAUUUUUUAAACCGAUGGU